UGGAGUUUUUAGAAUGUAGUUCCCAAACAAAAUGGGAUCUCCCCAUAAGAAAUUUUUUUUUUUAAUAUAACGCUUUAAAGAUUGUUUGGACAAUUAGUAGAUGGCAGAAAAGUCGCACGUUUUUAAUUUGGGUAAAUGGAAAUGCAUUACCAGUCUUUCUCUUAUGAAGUCUUUGCUGUAGGUCUAAAGUAAACACUAAAUUUUAAAGCAUGGGUGUGAAAUAAAAUGGUGAUCAAUUGCUUGUCGUCUGCACGUGUUGUAAGGAUAUUGUCCAGAUGUACGGCUGGAAGAACUGUUCUGUUUUCACCUGAGCGCAACACACAACUGGAUGUCAGCGCUGAUAGCAGGCCCGCUUCAAAUCCUGGGCCGCAAGAUUUCCGCACCUUUGAAAGCAAUCCGGUGAACCACACAACGGAGCAUGCCGCUCGGUUUUACGUAGUUCCGCCCGAGGUGAGACUCAAGGUGUUCCAGUAUGGAGGGCUCCCGAAGAUCUUUGAGAAGCAGCUGAAAACGUUUGGCGAGCCGUCCAUAAUGGUUCGCAAUCCCGCCUUGGAAGUCCUGCACUACCUGAGGACUGCAGCCUACUCCAAGCCAGCGGUCAGAUACGUCCUCUAUGGUAAAGAUGGCUGUGGGAAGAGUGUAUCCUUGGCUCACAUACUGAACUACGGGUCGGUGUCUGGUUUUCUGCUGGUGCACGUUCCGUGGGCCAGAAACUGGAUGCGUUAUCCUAAAGAAGUUGCCACGUCCUCUUCUAACAAGGGUUGCGUUGACCUGCCCCUUGAUGCUGCGACGUGGCUUGUUCACUUCAAGUCUCAAAAUGUAGCACUUUUGAACGCCUUGGAUCUCAGGGUUUCGAAGUCUUACACGUGGACGAAACGAGAAGAAACACCUGUGGGUGCUCCCCUGGUCGAUCUGAUCGAGUUUGGGAUCAAUCGUGUGAAGUACGCCUGCGAUGUCGUGUUGGCGCUGCUGCAAGAGAUCAAGUUGCAUUCGACCGAGGGCAGGUGUAAAACACUAGUGGUGAUUGAUGGUUUCAAUGCAUUCUUCAACCCAGACAUCCGCAUGAAAACGGAGGAUAAAGUGAAAGUAAAGCCUUCCAUGGUGACACUAGCCCAGGGGUUUUUGGAGAUCACGAAGAAUGAUUGGUGUAACGGUGCAGUAGUGUUGAGUAUUGACCGUCAAGUGGGCCCAGCUGACAAGAAGGAAUCAGAGUUGCCGUUCUACAAUCUAGGAAAGCAGGGGUUUGAGCACCUGGAUCCUUUCAUCCCGAUCCGAGUCGUGGAAUACAAUGAAAAAGAAAUAGAAAGCUGUCUGCAGUACUACAUUGAGCGGCGCUGGCUUCAGCACGAGAGCGGCCGGACCGAAGCGGGCCGUAAAGAGCUGGAGUUCCUGAGCGGCAGAAACCCGCUUCGCCUCAUGACGCUGUGUUCUCCGCUGUGAUGUUGCUCGCUAGUGCACUGCGCUGUUUGAAAUAGCAUUAGCGAUGGUAUUGCUUCAAAGUACGAAGUGAAAACAAAUGUACUGAAAUUACAGGGACAGCAGAGAGAAUGGGCUUUCUGCAACUUUUUUUCUGAGCACUUAACUAAUGGUUCUCUAGCUUUUUGCCUGUCUCGAGCAAAUUCUAAAAAUGUUUGAUUACAAAAAUGCAACAUAUUGAUUUACUCAAAUAUAUUUUAGAAACUUGCUGGAAUAAAAAAGAAAUACUAAAGUAAUUUCAGUCAUUUGUAAUUUUGCAGAUUCUAUGCGCUAUCAUAUGAUAUAGAUGUAUAAAAUUAAUUUUUAAGUUAUACCCAGCAGGGCUAUGAUCUUGAAUGAUGUCAAAUUGUCUUUUAGCCAGGCCUGAAACGACACAUCUUGAUAGCCAUAUUUCAACCAACCAAACCUUUUGGUGUAAAUUACACAGCUAAAUAUUCAAUUUUGUUUUGUUGACAGCUUUAUAAACAAAAUUUUAUAGUUGACAACUGGUUUCUCACAUACAAGUAUUUACUAAUUAACUAUUUAAGCAAUUGUAUUAUAAAAAAAAUUACCAAUUUUAUUAGAAUUCUGUACUUACUACAAUAUUAUAGAUCCUUUUGUGGUAGUUACUUUGUCAUUACAUCAGACAAUCAAAGGCUUCUAGUGCAAGUAAAGUACCUGUUUCACUGUUGUGAAUUACUGAGACCCAAAACUGUUUGUUAGUUGAAGAAAAAAAAAAAAUGUUUAUUUCACAGAUUGUGUUUGUAAUGUAUACCAAUGCAUGUUAAUGAAACGUUUAAAUUGAUCAAGAUUGUAAAACAUUUACAUUUUAUAAAACCAGGUUACAAUACUGGUCCUGUGAUCUCCAAAAUGAUUGUCCAAUGUUUUCAGAAUUUAAUCCAGGCAAAUGUUUGUAUGGUCAUUUACACAGUAUCCCUAUGUUGUUAGUCAUGUGUUUCCAUUUAUCUACAAAAUAUAAAACUGGAAGAAAACUUAA
Molecule: messenger RNA, 2452 nt
Organism: Bacillus rossius redtenbacheri
Lineage: Eukaryota; Metazoa; Arthropoda; Insecta; Phasmatodea; Bacillidae
Gene: mRpS29
Product: small ribosomal subunit protein mS29
Exons: 9
Coding region: 226-1440 (404 amino acids)
Biological process (GO): apoptotic process
Cellular component (GO): mitochondrial small ribosomal subunit; mitochondrial ribosome
Molecular function (GO): structural constituent of ribosome
Source: RefSeq, a predicted model, not a curated record